Molecule: messenger RNA, 2653 nt
Organism: Melanotaenia boesemani (Boeseman's rainbowfish)
Lineage: Eukaryota; Metazoa; Chordata; Actinopteri; Atheriniformes; Melanotaeniidae
Gene: mettl27
Product: methyltransferase like 27
Exons: 6
Coding region: 317-1000 (227 amino acids)
Source: RefSeq, a predicted model, not a curated record
UACUUCAGUGGUUGUAGGGGUUUAUCCAAAUUUAAUUUGUCCAGAAAUGAUCUGUCGGACCACUGAUGACAAAAUAAAGUUGAUGAAAACUUUUAGCGCUAAAAAAGUUUUAUUUUAAAAUACGUGGCUGAAACGUUCAAGAACGCCUCUUUUCCUGAUAGUUUUGACUGAGGGAAUAGUGGACCUGAUUCCUACGUCUGUCGCUUCCUGGUUCGGUCGGCGACUCAUGAAUGUGUCUCUCUGUAAAUGGAUGAUACUGUAAGCUCUGGAGAGAGAAACUGCCAGUAAUAACAGCCAGCUAGACAGGUUUUAUAUAAUGUCAGCUGUGGAUAACGCAUUUGAAAAUGUAAAAGCAAUUAUCUUAUCAGCUCAUGAAAGUACCACAUCAUGGGAAAAAGUGAACUUCUACAACUCCUGGGCGGAGAACUACGAUCAGGAUGUGGCUGUUCUGGACUACCGUGCACCCAGUCUGGCAGCAAACAGCAUCUCAUCCCAUUUCAGCGUCGCACGAGAAGCAGCUGUUGUGUUGGAUGUGGCGUGUGGUACAGGCUUGGUGACUAAACAAAUGAAAAAACAUGGAUUUGGACAUUUUGUUGGUGUUGAUGGCAGUGAGGCUAUGCUGGACAUAGCCAGAGAGAGCGGUUUGUACCAGAACUUGAAACAGUCUAUGCUGGGAGAAGAUCCAUUUCCUGUGCAGUGGGCUGAUUUAUUUGACGUGGUUGUGAUUGUGGGAGCACUAAGUAUCGGUCAGGUUCCUGUUGGUGUGGUCAGAGACCUGUGCAAGGCCUGCAAGUCAGGUGGCUACAUUUGCAUGACAACCAGAAGUAAUCUUGACAAUCUUGAAUACAAAGCGGCCCUUGAGAGUGAGCUGAAACGGAUGGAAGAAGAGGGUCUCUGGUCUUGUGUAGAGGUCACUGAGGUGGACGACUGGGAGAGAGCUGUGUCAGAACAGGAGGAUGGCUACAUAUCUGGUGUAGUUUACCUCUAUAAAAAGCUAUAACCCAGCGUACAACUGUGUGAGUUUGACUUCACAUCAGAAAACAUGCAGAAUAGCAACGUUCAAGAAUAUGCAAAUUACUUGAGUACAAAGAAAUCAAGCUAAAUUCACACACAAAGUAAAUGAAAUAUGUUUGUGUGUGGUUUAUGACUUCAUGUCACAAGUGGAAACAUGUAUCCAAAAAUCUGGUUUUAAGUGAUUGUCCUUCUCAUAAGCUUUUUCACCACAUUAGAAACCUCCAGGUGUUGGACUGGAACAGACAGUUAGCUAUGUUCUGGGGACAACUCAGGGGCCCCUGGAGCUGAUUGUCCAGGGAAGAAGACUGCCGACAUUACUGAAAAUAAUGGAAGGUUCUUCACACCCUAUACACACAGUGCAGUGAGAAAACUGUGUUUAGUUAGAGGAUUUUUCAGGUCCACUGUAACAUUAAACAGUUCAAGAGGGCAUUCCUCUGAGCCGUCACCCUCAACAAGAACUUAAAUUAAUGAUUCUUGUGUGAGAUAUAAUGAUUUUUGAUCUUAAAAAAAAAAAGAAACAAAAAAAGCUACUACAUAAAAGCUUCUCUAAGGGGUUUUCUUUCAUUUUUUUUCAUAUUAAUCCACUUGGUAGUGUUUUUAUAUUAUUAAUCUGAUUAGGCAGAAGUAUUUUUAUUUGGCCAAACUGGUUUUGUUCACCAUCAACCCUCGAGAUGUUAGUGUGUCAACAUCAGUUUAAAUGUUUUUCCAGUGUAUCCGUCACUGUGCUGCCAAAUAUUUAUCUAAUCCACUCAAACUUGGUGCAGACCCGUCUGACAACUUCACCAAACAUGUCAGACACAUUUCUGAGGAAAAGUAAAAAUGCUAGAUUAAUUUAGAAGGAAAAAUGAAUCAAUUAAUUUAAUGUGACACUGAAACACUCUCCACUAUCCUGAGCUGCAGAGUUCCAACAUCAGCUUCACUCCGUCUCUUUGGGGAUCUCUCUAGAUUACUCAUCCCACCUUGAUUUUAAAACCUGUUGCUUAUUUUUCUAGCUGUCGCUGAGAAAGUAGUCCUCUGUUGUUCCAAAUACAUUAUCACGAGUCUGGAUGAGUCAGGUGUUAUUUUGUUGCCUCUGUGCAGGUGUGUGAGAAUAACCGAACUGUUCCAGCGAGCAGAAGCAGUGCAGACGUCAAGCCCUGUUUCACAUAUUAUUUGCAUGUAGACGUCCAAGCUUAAGUAAAAUUUCCUCCACAUCACAUAAGCAAUUUUAUGGUUACACAAGCAUAGAAGGCAUAAUUAAGGAUUAGUAAAUAAAUUUUAUCAACACAUCCAAAACUUGGAAAACAAGGAACUCAUGUCUCAUCAUUCACUGGUUUAAUUUUAUUUCUGAAUAUUUUGCAAUGGAAAUAAACAACGCUCAGAAAAAGAAGCAUGUGUCAGCUUUUAAAGAGAGCUGGAAACCAUUUAUAACCUUCCUAAAUGAAAAUAAAACAUAGUUUACUUCAUAUACACACAGACACACACCUGCACACACACAGACACUAUAUUACCAUACCUACCUGUUGUCAAAGCUUAGCUUAAUAUCCUGUUGAGAUCCUUAGAUCAUGUUUACCACAUCCUUUAAUUAAUUAGUCUUUCAUUGUUUCUUGUUUUUUGUCUGUUUUGUUCUAUUAUUUGUUCCACAUGUUGUAUAUGGAAC